Molecule: messenger RNA, 3640 nt
Organism: Acanthochromis polyacanthus (spiny chromis)
Lineage: Eukaryota; Metazoa; Chordata; Actinopteri; Pomacentridae
Gene: top1a
Product: DNA topoisomerase Ia
Exons: 21
Coding region: 134-2395 (753 amino acids)
Biological process (GO): chromosome segregation; DNA replication; DNA topological change
Cellular component (GO): chromosome; nucleolus
Molecular function (GO): DNA topoisomerase type I (single strand cut, ATP-independent) activity; DNA binding
Source: RefSeq, a predicted model, not a curated record
GGUGAACAUUUGGGACUUCGAAUAUCGCUUACACAACCGAGCCUUUUCUUCAUUCUGCCUGCAUCUCUUCGCCGGUGUGUGGUCACCUACACGCUUCUCAUUUUUAAUUCCACAGUCCAACAGCGCUUAGGAAAUGAGUGGGGACCAUUCCCACAGCGAGGACCAGAUUGACUGUGGCUCUCGGGUUAAUGACUCUCACAAGCAUAAAGAUAAGUAUAAGGACAAGGAACACAAACAUAAGGACCACAAGAAGGAUAAGGAACGGGAAAAAUCUAAGCAUGGCAACAGCGAUCACAAGGACUUCUCCGAUAAAAAACACAGAGACAAGGAGAAGGAAAAGAUGAAGCACAAAGAUGGCAGCACAGACAAAUACAAGGAUAAGCACAAGGAGAAGAGGAAAGAGGAGAAGAUGAAGUCCCUCGAUGGUAAAGUCAAAAAAGAGAAUGGCUUUGCCAGCCCUCCGUAUGUGAAGUCUGAGCCUGAGGAAGAUUUUUACCACUCUCCUAAACAUGAGAAGUCUCUAAAAAGAGAACGAGAUGAUGACUAUGACUCUGAAUACAAGCCUAAGAAAAUAAAGACUGAAAAUGACAAGAAGGCCAAGAAAAGGAAACAAGAUGAGGAUGUCAAGUCCAAAAAGACAAAAAACAAAAAAGGAGAAGUAAGUGAUGGAAAAAAGAAAGCGAAGAAAGAGCCAGAGGAGAAGUGGAAAUGGUGGGAAGAGGAGAGAUACACAGAUGGAGUCAAAUGGAAGUUCCUGGAACACAAAGGGCCGGUGUUUGCACCUCCUUAUGAGCCUCUCCCGAGCAAUGUUAAAUUUUACUAUGAUGGUAAACAUAUGAAACUCAGCCCAGAAGCAGAGGAGGUGGCAACAUUCUUUGCCAAAAUGCUGGACCAUGAAUACACCACAAAGGAUAUCUUCCGUAAAAAUUUCUUUAAAGAUUGGAGAAAAGAAAUGACUUCAGAAGAAAAAAGUAAGAUCACUGACCUGAAGAAGUGCAACUUCACUGAGAUGAGUGAAUACUUCAAGGCGCAGUCUGAAGCCAGGAAAGCCAUGACAAAGGAGGACAAACUGAAAAUUAAGGAAGAAAACGAGCGCAUCUUGCAGGAAUAUGGCUUCUGUAUCAUGGACAACCACAGGGAGCGUAUUGCUAAUUUCCGCAUUGAGCCCCCAGGUCUGUUUCGUGGUCGUGGAGACCAUCCUAAGAUGGGCAUGCUCAAACGUCGCAUCAGGCCUCAAGACAUCAUAAUCAACUGCAGCAAAGACUCCAAGUACCCCGAGCCUCCUCCAGGCACCAAAUGGAAAGAAGUUCGUCAUGACAACAAGGUGACUUGGCUGGUGUCGUGGACGGAGAACAUUCAAGGCUCCAUAAAAUACAUCAUGCUGAACCCCAGCUCUAGAAUCAAGGGAGAGAAGGAUUGGCAGAAGUAUGAAACAGCUCGACGACUGAAGAAGUGUGUGGACCGCAUCAGAGCCCAGUACCGUGAAGACUGGAAGUCCAAAGAGAUGAGAAUCAGACAGAGAGCUGUGGCUCUCUAUUUCAUUGACAAGCUGGCUCUGAGAGCGGGUAAUGAGAAGGAAGAAGGAGAAACUGCGGACACAGUGGGCUGCUGCUCCCUGAGAGUUGAACACAUCAAACUCUAUCCAGAGAAUGAUGGUCAGGAGUAUGUGGUAGAGUUUGACUUUCUGGGUAAAGACUCAAUUCGCUACUACAACAAAGUCCCUGUGGAGAAAAGGGUAUUUAAAAAUCUUCAGUUGUUCAUGGAGAACAAAGAGCCUGAUGAUGACCUGUUUGAUCGCCUGAAUACUUCUAUCCUGAACAAACACCUUCAGGAGCUGAUGGACGGGCUGACAGCCAAAGUUUUCCGUACAUACAACGCCUCAAUCACCCUGCAGCAGCAGCUGAAGGAGCUCACAAACUCGGAGGAAAACAUUCCAGCCAAGAUCUUGUCCUAUAACAGGGCCAACAGGGCUGUGGCCAUCCUGUGCAACCAUCAGAGGGCUCCACCGAAGACAUUUGAGAAGUCUAUGCAGAACCUGCAGACUAAGAUCGAUGCUAAAAGGGACCAGCUUUCUGAUGCCAAGAGAGAGCUGAAGAGUGCCAAGGCUGAUGCCAAAGUACGGAAAGAUGAAAAAUCCAAAAAGGCGGUAGAGACGAAGAAGAAGGCUGUUCAGAGAAUAGAGGAACAACUGAUGAAGCUGGAAGUGCAAGCGACUGAUCGUGAAGAGAACAAGCAGAUUGCUCUGGGCACUUCCAAACUCAACUAUCUGGACCCUCGCAUUUCUGUGGCUUGGUGUAAGAAAUGGGGCAUUCCUGUUGAGAAGAUCUACAACAAAACCCAGCGUGAGAAGUUUGCCUGGGCCAUCGACAUGGCAGACGAAGACUUUGAAUUUUAAAUCCCAGUUUUUGGUUUUAACUAUGAUACACAUUUUUUUAUUGGAUACUUGUUUUUUUUUUUAGCUUAACAGAAUUUUGCUCGAUGGCCAGACGUGACAAGGAGUUUUAAAACGAUUUUAGCAGGAAAACACCGGUGACAUGGUAAGACAAGAUGAGGCCAUUUUUGAAGUGACAGGAGGGUGUUGUGGAUAGUCCAAACAUCUGAUCUGAGAUCAGGCAAAAGGCUGAACUACACCCACAACUGAGAAUCGAGGCAUAGUCCGUGUAAUUUGAAGACCCUUUUUCCUUUUGUCUCUGUCCCUCCUCAGGGACUAAACCUGACAAUGCCUGAACUUUGAACUCUGUGGUCCUAUAGCUACUGUAUUAAGCAAAAACAAAAAUGCUUUGUAUCAUUUUAUUUUCUUUGUUCACUCACUCUGUAUUUUAGCCCUCUCAUGUAUUAUUAAUGAAUUCUAUAUUUUGAUAGACAGAGUAAAAUCAAAUGAAUUCCUUAACUACACCCACGCGCCUUUCGAGGAAAUGGAAAUGUGAGCGUUUGUGUGUCUGCGCGUGCAUGUGUGUGUGAGGGGCUCGACCACGAUAGCUGUCUGUUUGGGGAAUAUUUUAAACUGGACUAUGUUGAAUUGUUGAGCAUGAAAGAGGAUGUCUGGGCAGGCAAAGGGGGGGGAAAUACUGCAACCAUGUCAAUAUUUACUUAAGCAAGCAGAAUGUGAAUAUUUUGUUUUACAUCCUCUAUCAGGGACUUCUUUUUCAGUGUAAAUGUGAACCAAUCAUUUUUAUCCUCUUGAGUUGCAAGCAUCCUCUGAAUCUCUCUGCAUAGCCCUGUCUACAUCUGAUUUUAACUUAAUUUAAGAAUUGUUCCAAGGAAAAAAAAAAACUCCCAUAUCUGUUACUUGAAGACAAUGCUAUAGUAAUGUAUUUAAAGUCAGUAAAUGGAUGGUGUUUUUCCUCCCAGCAGGGUGUGAGGGAUAUCAAUUUUGCCAAAAAAAAUCACCAAACUGUUACAAUUUAGGCAGGUUUUUAAUUGUGUAUUGAUUGAGGAUAAAGUAAUGUAACAUUUAAUGUGAAUUAUCAGCUCAUUUUAUUCCACUCUGUUCCACUUUUAUGAUAGGAAAGUUGAUGUAAGUAGCUGUAAAGUCAACAUCCUAUUCCUGUUUUACCUUUUUGUUAUAGCCUUUGAUCAUGUUUUUGAGUUUUAAGCUCAUUGUAGGUUGUAAAAAUGAAUAAAACCCAACAGGUAAAUA